AUGAAGAGACUUUUCUCAAUUGCCACAGUGCCAUCAUCAUUUAGAAAGAACAAUGUUGUUGCUUCCCUUGUUGCUGUUGAAUCACAACAAGUACGAUUCGUGAGAAGUGUUGCUAAUACCGAUGUUAUUAUUAAAAAGGAUUUUAAAUUUUUAGUGGAAGGAGAAGUAGUUAAAGUAAAGGCUGGAUAUAUGAGAAAUUUCCUGUAUCCAAACAAAAUUGCUAUCUAUGCUACUGAAUCUAAUUUGAAGGAAUUGAAUGAUAGUUUAUCACCAGAAAUGAAGAUUGCCAUUCAAGAAAAGAAGAGAUUAUUGUUAAAGCAAAAGGAACAAGAUAAGUCUCUGGUCAGAGCUUCCGAAGACGAAGAAGGUGAACAAGAAGAAGGAGAAGAAAUAAUCGAAGAAGAAGAAGUUUCCGAACAAACAGAAGAAACACCAAAGGAAAAGUAA
Naegleria gruberi is the source of this 447-nucleotide messenger RNA. RefSeq lists its product as uncharacterized. Gene Ontology annotation, biological process: translation. Lineage: Eukaryota; Heterolobosea; Eutetramitea; Acrasida; Naegleriidae. The transcript has a single exon. Gene Ontology annotation, molecular function: structural constituent of ribosome. The record is from RefSeq and is a predicted model, not a curated record. The coding region runs from base 1 to 447 and encodes 148 amino acids. Gene Ontology annotation, cellular component: mitochondrion; ribosome.